Messenger RNA from Aspergillus calidoustus, 1548 nucleotides. The record is from the annotation of a GenBank genome assembly. NCBI's taxonomy places the organism in Eukaryota, Fungi, Ascomycota, Eurotiomycetes, Eurotiales, Aspergillaceae.
AUGAGCACCAACAUCGCAACUGAGGUUACGACCCUCACGGCGGGCGAAGUGCCAAAGUGGUACCACGCCCAUAUCCUGAAACUGAACUUGCUUCUUCUCUCCCCUUUCGUCACCAUGGCCGCAUGGGGCUUCGACAUCUCCAUGACGAAUUCCCUCCAAUCCCUAACCGCCUUCAACGAGAAAUUCGACCACCCCUCCGGGGCCCGGCUGGGUUUCUUCGGGGCCUCGACGCAAGUCGGAGGGGCAGUGACCAUCUUCAUCGCCCCGUUCCUCAUCGAAAAGUUCGGUCGUCGCCCAAUGUGCUUUAUCGGCUCGAUUGUUGUCAUUGCCAUGGCAAUGAUGCAGGUCUUCUCCAGGUCCUUUGACAUGUUCACCGCCGCGAAGCUCAUCCUCGGCUUUGGGGCAAAUUGCUCGCAAAUUUCGGCGCCGAUGCUCAUCACGGAGUUGGCACACCCCAUACAACGUGCCAAAUUCACAGCGAUGUACAACACCACCAUCUACGUCGGUCUGAUUGCAGGUGCAUGGAUAGCGUAUGGGACACGCACUAUCGAGGGGAACCUCUCGUGGCAGAUCCCCUGUAUCCUGCAGGUCGUUCUCCCUGCUUACCAGGCAUUUACCAUCUUUCUCUGCCCAGAAAGCCCUCGAUGGCUGGUGAUGCGCGGAAAGCUCGAACAAGCCCAAAACAUCCUGAUCAAAUACCACGGCAACGGCACACACACGCCGCUCGUGCAAUCCGAGCUCGAGGAAAUUAUCGCCGGAAUUGAAGCCGAUGCAUCUCGUAUCCGCCUUAACAAGACAGAUAUCAAGGCCCUUCUCUCGCACAAGGGGAACCUCCAUCGCAUUCUUAUCAUCACAAUCGUCGGCGUCGGGUCCCAGUGUACAGGCUCCGGGCUAAUCAGUGCAUACCUGCCCAAGGUCCUCGAUGGAAUCGGGAUGACCUCGACGACAGAUAAAACGCUCAUCAAUGGUAUCCUCAACAUCUGGACCUGGAUCGUCGGUCUCAGUGCGGGAUACCUGAUGCCGAAGAUCAGGAAGCGUGCCUUGUUCUUGACCGCGACGACCGGCAUGAUUCUCGCUCUGUCUGUUUGGACGGGCCUCACGGCCGCUUAUGACCAGGAUGCGCGGUAUAGUUAUGGGAUUGGGGUUGUUGCCAUGAUGUUCGUGUACAACUUGUUCUACGGAAUCUGCUGGCUCCCGCUCGUAACAGCAUACAGCAUCGAAAUCUGCACCGCGAAACAGCGCAGCAUCCUCUUCUCAUGGCUCUUCUUCUCCAUCUCCAUGUCCACCUUUGCGGUAAACUACAUCAACCCAGUCGGUCUGGAGAAUAUCCAGUGGCGGUACUACAUCAUCACGAUCGUGUUUACGGUUCUCAUUCUCGUCCUCGUGUGGUUCUUCUUCGUUGAGACUAGGGGGUUAUCUCUGGAGGAGAUCGCUACGCUCUUCGAUGGGCGUGAGCGCUACGAGGCCGCCCUUGAGUCCGUACAAGCCGCGGGCAAGAAGAAGGAUGAUGAGGCGGUUGAGAUGCAUCAUGUUAAAAGAGGUGCGUGA